Messenger RNA from Mercurialis annua (annual mercury), 1743 nucleotides. Its product is annotated as zinc finger BED domain-containing protein DAYSLEEPER-like. Gene Ontology annotation, molecular function: DNA binding; protein dimerization activity. The transcript is spliced from 6 exons. Lineage: Eukaryota; Viridiplantae; Streptophyta; Magnoliopsida; Malpighiales; Euphorbiaceae. The coding region runs from base 823 to 1512 and encodes 229 amino acids. The record is from RefSeq and is a predicted model, not a curated record.
AUUUCUCUUGCUGAAAUAAGAAUAAAUCCCGUAGCUCCUUCUUCACAAAAUCACAAAAUCUUCAAUUGGCCAUAUCGUUUUCGUUUCUUAACGGAAUUGAGUGAUUCUCGCGGCCACAGAAUGAGGAAAGGAUCCUCUACUGGAUUGUGGCAUCAAUUUAAGGUUGUUGUGAGCUUGUUUAUUGGAUUUUGAUGAUGGAUUUUGGAGCCUAGAUCUUCGGCAUAAGAUAAUCAACCAAGACGUGUCGACAAACUUUACGAUUGAAGACAUCGACUAAGUGGAAUGCGGUGGACGUAUAAAUAUUGAAUGAAUGGAAUAGCAAGUUUGUUUGUUUUCAGAUACAUAAACUCUGGACUUGGCUAGAAGUCCAUUUUUUGAUCAGAAGUCAAUGUUGAAGUAUACAGUUUGAAUUUCCGUAGUUAUUGCAGUAGUGUUUUGCCUGACCAGAGUUGUGGUGUAGUAUUUUAUUUUCAUAUGAUGUCUUUGUAGUUAUAUAUAUUUUGUACACGGAAGGUAAAUACCCGUGAUGAUAUGGUUUUGAACACUAUUAUGUGUCGGGCAAGUACGUACAAGAUAUGGAAUCAGGAAGCCCAAGUAUUUUGUAUCAGUAAGUUGCUAGUGUAUAAAUAUGUGUGUGUAAAUGCUUCCGCUUAUAAGGUCAAUGUAUGAUUGAUGUUUUACGAAAAAUGUUUUAGUGAAUUUUAGGCUUGCUACGGGUUUUGGAACAACCAUUCCCAUUCCCUAGCGCCGGUCUCGGCUCGUGAUUUCGGGUCGUGACACAAAAAGUUGUUGGAUGAUAAAUACAAUACUGAAAGGGGUUUCAUGAAAGCAAUGGUUAAGAAAAUGAAGGAUAAAUUUGACAAAUAUUUGGGUGAUUGCAAUUUGCUAAUUUCUAUGGGUGCUGUAAUGGAUCCUAGAAAUAAGACGAAAAUAAUUGAUUAUUGCUUUCCUCUAGUUUAUUCUCGAGAAGACUGUGUGAAACAUGUUUCUACUAUUAAAGAGUGUUUGAAUAAACUUUAUACUGAGUAUCUUGAGGAUUAUAGGACAAAUAGUAUUGAAGUGGUGGAAACUAGGAAAGAUUAUGGUGGUAGUAGUUUCAAAGGCAAAACUAGAGGGAGAAUUGACUUUUAUAAUUACAUAAGAAGUGUUGAGACAGUGAAUGAGCAAAUCAAGUCUGAAUUGGAUAUUUAUUUUGAAGAAGGUUGUCAUAUUUAUGAAGAUGAAUCAAAUUUUGAUGUGUUGGGAUGGUGGAGGAUGAAUAGUUUAAAAUAUAAAGUGUUGUCAAAGAUGGCAUGUGACUUGUCGUCUAUUCCAAUAACAAGUGUUGCUUCAGAGUCGGCUUUUAGUGCCGGAGGACGAGUGAUAGAUCAGUAUCGAGCUUCAUUAGGAACCGAUGCAGUUCAAGUUCUACUGUGUGGUGAAGAUUGGUUACGCGCCUAUUAUGGGAUCAAGAGAAAAACAAAGGACAAAGAAGAUAUCAAAGAAUAUACGAUCCCAAUUAAAAGUAUGUAGUGGCGAGCCCGUUCCGUAGCUCUGAAUCAAUGUCAACAUCACAUGAACAAGCUCAGGAGCUUAUGACAGAGAGAAAAGGAUCUGCUUCCCUCAGAGAAUUAGUUGUUUUUUAUUGAUAUUUUUGGAUAAUUGGUUGUUUAAUUUUACUUUAGAACAUAUGUUGCUUAUACUUUUUGUAUUUUAUGUUUGGAUAAUAGUUUGUUGGAUUUAUUGGUUGUAUUUUAAAAUUUA